Molecule: messenger RNA, 1458 nt
Organism: Cajanus cajan (pigeon pea)
Lineage: Eukaryota; Viridiplantae; Streptophyta; Magnoliopsida; Fabales; Fabaceae
Product: putative indole-3-pyruvate monooxygenase YUCCA11
Molecular function (GO): NADP binding; N,N-dimethylaniline monooxygenase activity; flavin adenine dinucleotide binding
Source: RefSeq, a predicted model, not a curated record
AAAACCACACAGCAUUGCCAAAUAGAAACCAAAACCAUGGGCAUUGAAGAUGUCCCCGUUGUGAUUGUCGGUGCUGGCCCUGCUGGCUUAGCAACCGCUGCAUGCCUUAACAAACUUUCAAUCCCCAACGUGAUCAUUGAAAGAGAUGAUUGCCAUGCAUCUCUUUGGAGGAAAAGGGCCUAUGAUCGCUUGAAACUUCACUUAGGCAAAGAAUUUUGCAACCUCCCCCACAUGCCCUUUCCCUCUGAUUUUCCCACCUUUGUUCCAAGAGUUGAGUUUUUGCGUUACUUGGAUAACUAUGUCACCUCUUUCAACAUUUCCAUCCGGUACAACAGGAACGUGGAAUCUGCGUUUCUUGAUGACAAUGAUGGAAAAUGGAGGGUUGUUGUGAAGGACAUGGUCUCAAAUGCUGAGGAGGUUUACGUGUCAGAUUAUCUGGUGGUUGCAACCGGUGAGAAUAGCGAGGGCUUUAUUCCCAACAUUCAUGGCCUCAAAGGGUUUGAAGGAGAAUACAUCCAUUGCAGCAAGUACAUGAAUGGAAGAGACAUGUAUGGCAAAAACGUCCUUGUUGUUGGCUGUGGUAAUUCUGGCAUGGAGAUCGCUUAUGAUCUCACCAAUUGGGGUGCAAAUACCUCUAUUGUUAUUAGGGGCCCUGUUCAUUAUUUCACUAAAGAAAUGGUGUACGUGGGAAUGUCCUUGCUGAAGUACUUCAAAAUAGAGAAGGUGGACAAGCUUAUGUUGCUCAUGAGCAAACUCAAGUACGGAGACAUGACUGAAUAUGGCGUGGUGAGACCAAAGGAUGGACCUUUCGCUCUGAAGAAAAAGGGUGGUACUACCCCUACCAUUGAUGUGGGUUGCAUUAACAGGAUUAAGAAAGGCCUAGUCCAGGUUUUCCCAGGUGUUUCAAGCAUAGAAGGCAAGACGGUUGAGUUUGAGGAUGGGAGAAGUAGUGAAUUUGAUAUCAUAAUCUUUGCUACCGGAUACACUAGCACUGUGCUCAAGUGGCUUAAGGAUUACCAAGAUCUGUUCAAUGAGCAAGGAAUGCCUAAGCCAGAUUUUCCAAAUCACUGGAGGGGAGAAAAUGGUCUCUACUGUGCUGGAUUUUCAAGGAGGGGAUUAGAUGGCAUUUCUUUUGAUGCACAGCGUAUAGCAGAUGACAUCAGUUUCACUGUAAAUGCAAGGAAGAUACCUGGUGGCGAGGCUAACAAUGCUUCCCUCACACUCUUGGAGAAUUAAUGAGUUCUUCUGAAGCUGUUGGUGGAAUGUGAGUAAUGUAUUGUUAUGAACACAAGGGAUAUCGAUCACAUGACCCAUAUAUGGUUUUGGUUGCUGCUGCUGCUGCUGUUGGUUUCUUUCGGUGAUCUGCUGUGUAAUAAUAUAUUAUAUAAUAAUUAAAAGAAAGAGAUUUACAGAAAGUAGUAUAGAAUAAAAUCAAUAAAUGAAUAAUAUUUUGGCUUA